Penaeus chinensis is the source of this 671-nucleotide messenger RNA. Its product is annotated as histidine-rich glycoprotein-like. Lineage: Eukaryota; Metazoa; Arthropoda; Malacostraca; Decapoda; Penaeidae. The transcript is spliced from 2 exons. The coding region runs from base 128 to 469 and encodes 113 amino acids. The record is from RefSeq and is a predicted model, not a curated record.
CUGUUCUUUGUCACAAAUCCUGCAGAUAUGAUUUACUUGGUGUCUGUCAUCCUGGUGGCUGCCGCUUGCGCUUCUGAAGUGGAGAAGCGAGAGGCGGAGCCAAGCACAGGAUACCUUUAUCCUACUUAUGGUAACCACCAUAACGCCUUACUACCAUGCUGGUCGUUACCACCCUCUUCACAAGAGGUCCGCUGAACCUGAGGCAGAGGCCGAGCCUUCUAACCUUUACUAUCCUAGCUAUCCCCGAAACUACCAUUACAGCUACUCACCAUACCAUCACCACAAGAGAUCUGCUGAACCCAGUUACGGGCCCGUCCCUUUCCACCACCACUCCUACACCUCAUACCAUCACACCUAUACCCCCUACGUAAACCACCCUCAUAAGAGGUCAGCCGAGCCCUCUACCAUCUACCACCACUACAACCGCCACUAUACCCCAUACAACCCCUACGUGCCACCGACCUCAUAAGAGGUCUGCCGAAGCUAACCCUAGCUACCAUUACGCCUACAACCCCUACCAUUACAAUGGAGUCACCUCCGCUCAUGGCUUCCAUUACCGUUACUGAGCAUCAGGAGGUUAAAUGAUAUCUUUUAGCAUUGUUUGUGUCUUACAGUGAAAGAAAUAAAGUAUUUCUGAAUAAAUGCGUUUAUUUUAAUAGUUUUAAAAGUGA